AUGGUGAAUCCAAAGUACAACAAGAAGAAAUGGAGAGAACGUGAGCAGACUAUCAGUCUGAGAGACAUGCAUGCAGACUAUCGUACUAUCGCAAGAGAGGAAGCAAGAUCUGCUAGGAUUGGCCUUAUCGAAGAUUUGCAUGAGGCUACAAAGGGCAAGAGUGAGGCUCUGUAA
Messenger RNA from Cooperia oncophora, 174 nucleotides. The record is from the annotation of a GenBank genome assembly. Lineage: Eukaryota; Metazoa; Nematoda; Chromadorea; Rhabditida; Trichostrongylidae.